Messenger RNA from Etheostoma spectabile (orangethroat darter), 2064 nucleotides. Its product is annotated as abnormal spindle-like microcephaly-associated protein homolog. The coding region runs from base 105 to 1922 and encodes 605 amino acids. Gene Ontology annotation, molecular function: calmodulin binding. Lineage: Eukaryota; Metazoa; Chordata; Actinopteri; Perciformes; Percidae. The transcript is spliced from 8 exons. The record is from RefSeq and is a predicted model, not a curated record. Gene Ontology annotation, biological process: spindle organization; establishment of meiotic spindle localization; mitotic cell cycle. Gene Ontology annotation, cellular component: spindle pole.
UCUUACAGCAGAGGUUUAGAGCUCAGAGACAGAGAAACAUUGAGGUAAAACAUUAUCAAGAGGGCAGGAAAGCUGUCAUCAAACUCCAAGCUGCUUUCCGUGUCAUGAAAUCCAGGAGAAUCCUCAAACAAAGGCAUCAUGCUGCCAGCGUUAUCCAGAGAGGUUACAGAACAUACAGUGAACACAAGCAGUAUCUGAAAAUGAAAUUGUCCGUGCUUACGAUUCAGCGAAAAUAUCGAUCAACUGUUGCAGCUAAAGCACAAAGAAGUCAAUAUCUGGAAAUGCGCAGCGCAGCCAUCAUUGUCCAGGCAGCAUACAGAGGCCAGCAGGUCAGAAAGGAGGUUGCCGGUUGGCAUCAGGCUGCCACUGUGAUCCAGUCAGCAUUCAGAAAGCACAGAGAGGAAGUCAAAUUCCAGGCCCUGCGCCUGUCCGCCAUUAUCAUCCAGAGAUACUAUCGCGCCUGUAUUCUUCAGAGGCAAGAAAGGGAAAAGUUCCUUAAAAUGAAGCAAUCCACCAUCACCCUUCAGGCAGCGUUUAGGGGCUGGUGUGUCAGGAGGGACAUAAGCAGACAAAAUGAAGCUGCCAUUGUGAUCCAGUCGUUCUGGAGAGGCUUAGUGCAGAGGCGCAUCUUCCAAAGGAAGCGUGAGACAGCUGUGAAACUUCAGCGGGGGGUCCGGGCAUUGCAGCUCGGCAGGUUGGAGAGGAACAACUACACCCGAAUACGGAAAGCUGCCAUCACACUUCAGACACACUGCAGAGGCUGGAUUGCAAGACGACAGGUACUAGAAAGAGCCAAGGCAGAGAGCAGGCUCCGUUUUACAUUGGCCAUCUUCCACCAUCUCUGUGCCAUAAAGAUCCAGCGAGCUCUGAGAGCACACUGGGCUUUGGAGUCGGCCAAAAGACAAAUCCAUUCUGUCGUCACCAUACAGCGAUGGGUGAGAGCGAGGCAGCAGAGGAGACAGUAUCUGGAAGAUAGGAGGAAGGUGGUCAUAGCGCAGAGAGCGGUCAAGCGCUGGUUAGCUCGUCGCCACAAGGUGGCGUCUGUCAUCCAGCAAGCCGUCCGCAAAUUCCUCCUUCUCAGGCGCCAGAAGCGGGUUCAACAGGGCAUUGUAAAAGCUCAGGCUUUGUGGAGAGGACACUGCUCCCGUCAACUGAAUGACAAUGCCAAGGUAGUGAAGUUGAGACACCGCCUACGCAAAGUCACUGCCGGCGUCAAAGAGGAGGACAAACUGUGCAACAAGACCUCGUCUGCCCUCGAAUACCUCCUUCGAUACAAACACUUCUCCUACAUCCUAGAAGCCCUGAGAAACCUGGGACCCAGCACCAGACUGUCCCCAGAGUGCUGUGAGCGGCUGGUAGAGAGCGGGGCCACCAACGUCAUCUUCACACUCAUCCGCUCCUGCAACAGGAGUGUCCCCUGCAUGGACAUCAUCACCUACUCCAUCCAGAUCCUGCUCAACCUCUCCAAGUACCACAAGACCAUCGAGGCGGUGUAUUCAGUGGAGAACUCUGUGGAGAUGCUACUGGACCUGCUGCAGAGAUACCGGGAGAAGGCCGGGGAUAAAGUGGCAGAAAAGGGCGGCAGCAUCUUCACCAAAGCCUGCUUCCUUCUCGCUCUCCUCCUGCAAGACAAGCACCGAUCUGUGGAGGUUAUGAAGCUACCCAAGGCCUUGGAUAGGAUACGCAGUAUUUACCACCUCACUGCUCGCAAAAACAAGAUGGACGCCGAAAGAACUGUUAUGAAACAGAAGGUGAAUGCAUCAGUCAAUGGGAGCUUCGCUGUUCCUGCUACGCCUUGUAAAUCCCGCCCUGUGCCAAAAUUUGCACCUGAGUGGGUUCUCCGAAAGAACACACUCCGAGACAUUGUGGACCCUCUCCGGGCCAUUACACUGGUCGCUAACACACUCUCCAUUGUGUUGUAAAUGAAAACAUUUUCAGUACUUUCUUCUUCUCAUCUCAAUUUUUUUUAUUUUUUUUUAACUUCAGAAAAUAUUUUACAAUGUAUUGUUCAAGGUUUUUUUAAAAAUCAUUUCCAUAUUUUCCGUGUUUGUGUGUGUGCGUGCG